GGCGAAGUAGGAGGCGGCACGUGGCCUCAGUGCUCCUCCCGGUGUCGGCGAGUGUGUGUAUAGUGGUGUGCCUCGCAAAAUCAGUGUCUGAUUACUUCAACUUUUUACAAAACACACCAAUGGAGUACAGUGUAACCAAGAUGGUGAAGAAGGAGGGGUCAGGAGUCCGGUAUUUAUCCCUGGGGGUGAUGACCUACGUAUAUGUGGUGGGGGAGUUGAGCCACUUCCUGCUGGGGAUCGUCUCGCGGCCCAUGAGCCAGGAGCUUCACUAUGGGGACCACGCCUGUCUUCCCAACCCCAACAUUUCUCUGCAGUCUGAUGAGUGCCGCCCCCUUGAUGCUACCAGCUGCAAUGACCUUCUGGAGGGUGACAACCAGACAACUUGUGUAUGGGACUACUCUGGCCUGGGGCUGCAGUACCAGGUGCUGGCUGGUCCAGCAUUCGUCGCUGUCUUCACCACCGCCGGCGUCAUCAUUGGUGUCAUCUCCGACAGAUUCAACAGGAAGUUGGUUGUACUGGUGUGCUGCAUGGCACUCACUCUGGCGACGGGGCUGACAGGAGCUGCCAUGGCCUACUGGCAGCUGGUCAUCCUGAGAAUGAUCAUGGGCGCUGGGGAGUCUGCCUUCACCCCAGCCUGCAGUAGUAUGAUCUCUGAUAUGUUCCCUGAGUCUCGUCGUGCUUUGGCUCUCGGAAUAUUCAACUGGGGAGUGUACUUUGGUUAUGGCCUCUCCUAUGCCGUGGGCAACUUCAUCACUGCCGAGAACAUCGCUGACAUGGGAUGGCGCUGGUCAUAUAUCGUAACAGGAAUGAUGGGUGUUGUGGCCACCCUCUUAUUCUUCUUGGUGGUGAAGGAGCCACCCAGGAGCAGUCAGGCUGAGGUCAGGUCAGUCGCACAGCUUGCAGACAAUCCCAUUACCACCAGCAAAGCUUCAGGAAGUGACUCUGAGGACAGUGACACAGAGAUGCACAACAAUGUUGCAAAGAGUAUUGCGAUGUCACCGACAGGCAGCCAAUCAAAGCAAGGGCUUUUGGGAGGACGAUCUGGCCCAAAAGAGGUUGCUAAGGCUCUCUUCAAACCUCCAAUGCUGAUGCUGGCCCUAGCUGCCUGCAUUAGACACACAGCGGGGUUCUCGUGGGCGUACAACACCCAGCUGUACUUCCUCACAUACUACCCCAGCUUCAACAUUGGCCUCUGGGUGAUGGGCGCCUCCAUCAUAGGUGGUUCGCUGGGUGUUGCCAUGGGUGGCUUUGUCUCCGACAGACUGGUCAAGAAGAUUGGCAUCCGUGCUAGGCUGUAUGUAUUAGCUGGAAGUCAGCUGAUAGCGACACCCUUUGCUGCAGGGGUUUUGUUUUUCCCUCCUCCAGGUGCCUUCUUCAGUCUCCUGGGAGCCUAUAUCUUUGCUGAGAUGUGGUUCGGGGUGCUAUUUGCGGUUCUGCUGGAACUGGUUCCUGACACAGUGCAAUCUACAUCCAUUGCUGUCUUCCUCUUUGUUAUGAACAAUGUUGGUGGUAACGUUCCUGUAGUGGUUGACCCUCUUUCCCAUCUAUUGACCUAUAGGGGCGCGCUCUAUAUCAUGUACCCCGGAAUGUACUUAGCCAGCUCAGUCUUCUUCUUCCUUACAAGUUUCCUGGUGUGAAAAUUUACUUCUCAGUGAGGCUCUUUCUUCUGCUUUGUUAGCACCAGCUUAUUGGUGAAGUAAAACCACCUGAUCACAUCAUCUGUGAGCAACUCAGCAACCCACACAAGAUGCAUGAAACCUGCAUGCCUCUAUACAUAGCCAAUAGUAAGCUUUAACAAAGAUGAUCAAUGAGUUGCUAACAAGAUAUUCACAUCUUUCAUGAAGAGCCAAAGAUUUUCUUGAGAAAUGCAGAGAAGCUAAAAUUUUUUAAACAGAACCAAAAAUUAAGUACUGUAUUUGCUCAAAGGAGUGCUAUUCGUCCUCAAAAUUUUUGUAUUGCAGUAUGAUAUAUGUACUGUCAGUGUUGAUUUAUACACUUAACAGUUUAACAUCGCUGCCUGAAACGCUAUUCAUGUUAGUGGCUUUGCAAAAAUGUAAAAACAUCAAUGCUAUGUACUCUCAUAAACCCAAUGUACUUUCUUAUAUAUAAAUAAAUAAAUAAAAAUAAA
Molecule: messenger RNA, 2128 nt
Organism: Procambarus clarkii (red swamp crayfish)
Lineage: Eukaryota; Metazoa; Arthropoda; Malacostraca; Decapoda; Cambaridae
Product: hexuronate transporter
Biological process (GO): transmembrane transport
Cellular component (GO): membrane
Molecular function (GO): transmembrane transporter activity
Source: RefSeq, a predicted model, not a curated record